Drosophila montana is the source of this 3006-nucleotide messenger RNA. It is a transcript of the gene Syt4, whose product is annotated as Synaptotagmin 4. The transcript has 5 exons. The record is from RefSeq and is a predicted model, not a curated record. Gene Ontology annotation, cellular component: axon; plasma membrane; synapse. The coding region runs from base 179 to 1594 and encodes 471 amino acids. Gene Ontology annotation, biological process: vesicle fusion; regulation of dopamine secretion; regulation of calcium ion-dependent exocytosis. Gene Ontology annotation, molecular function: calcium ion binding; SNARE binding; clathrin binding. Lineage: Eukaryota; Metazoa; Arthropoda; Insecta; Diptera; Drosophilidae.
CGAGUUGGCUCAAGACACUUGAAAGGCAAAAUAAAGUACAACGGCUGUGGAACUGCGUUGUACAAUUUGAGCAUAUAAAAUUUGAAAAAUAGUAGCAAAAUAACAAGGAAGAAACUACGCGUAACUUCAAAGCAGCUAAGACCAAGCGCAGGGCGGCUCAAGCCACAAGGCACUUAAAAUGGCUGACGAGUAUAUGCCAGAUGUCAGCAUGAUGGACACAAUUGUGCCCGCCAUAUUGGGCCUCACUGCAGCCGCGGUGCUCUCGACGGUGGCCUGCAUCUGUGCCAAGCAGAUGCGGCUACGCAACAAGAAGCAGAACCAUCAUGAUGCGUCAUUCCCAUUCCAACCGACACGACGUCCGACCGCAGUUCGUUCGCCAAGCGGCCAGCCGCCGCACUAUCUGAAGAAAUCACCAUCGCCCACCGGUGGCAAGCAGAUGGGCUUGCUCUCACCCAUGCAGGAUCAGUCGACAUCGCCGACAGCGCCGCCAAAUAUGAAAUAUGCCGAGGAGGACGAGGUGGCACAGUCGCAGCUUGCACAGCAGCAGCAGCAAAACUCCAACAAGCUACACGUUGUGGACAAUGCCAAGCACCACAAUCAACACCAUUCGCCAGUGGAGACCAUUGCCAAUGGCAAUGUGACCAUCACACUGGACGAGACGCUAUCCAAUGGCAAGGAGCUGACCGUAUGCGAUCAAUAUGGCAAGCUGGGCACCAUUUACUUCAAGCUGCGCUACUUGGCCGAACGGAAUGCACUCAUGGUAUCCAUCAUACGCUGCCGCGGGCUGCCCAGCAAGGGUGGUGCUGGCGGCACUGGGGAUAUACCCACUGGCAUGAAUGGACGCACCCAGGCCGCAACCGAUCCGUAUGUAAAGCUGCAGCUGCUGCCGGACAAACAGCACAAGGUGAAGACUCGCGUGGUGCGCAACACCAGGAAUCCUGUUUACGACGAGGACUUCACCUUUUAUGGCUUGAAUAUGAAUGAUCUGCAAAAUAUGAGCCUGCACUUUGUUAUACUCAGCUUUGAUCGUUAUUCGCGCGAUGAUGUUAUUGGCGAGGUUGUCUGCCCAUUGUCUUCCAUCGAGAUCGGUGAUAUAUCGAAGGAGGCGCUCUCGAUUAGCAAGGAGAUACAGCCACGCAGCCUGAAGAUACGCGCUCAAGGACGUGGCGAGCUGCUCAUCUCGCUCUGCUGGCAGCCGGCAGCCGGACGCUUGACCGUCGUUUUGCUAAAGGCGCGCAAUUUGCCCCGCAUGGACGUCACCGGCCUCGCUGAUCCCUAUGUCAAGAUCUAUUUGCUGUACAAUGGUCAGCGCAUAGCCAAGAAGAAGACUCAUGUCAAAAAGCGCACCCUGAGUCCGGUCUUCAAUGAGAGCUUUGCUUUUGACAUACCCGCUGCAGAGGGCACUGGCGCCACCUUGGAAGGUGUCUCCCUGGAGCUAAUGCUGCUCGACUGGGAUCGCGUGACCAAGAAUGAGGUUAUUGGACGCUUAGAGUUGGGUGGACCCAAUUCAAGCAGCACCGCUUUGAAUCAUUGGAAUGAGGUUUGCAAUUCGCCACGUCGCCAAAUUGCCGAAUGGCACAAGCUAAAUGAGUAAAACUCUUAAAUUUUAUCAAAUUUUGGGGCAGCGAUCCGGCGCUGGCGCCGCCUAUUCAACCACAACAAGAACAACAACAGGCAAACAAAAAUUAAAUAUAUUAUAAUUUGUAUUAUCAUUUUUAUACUGCGUGCAUAACAAACAUUUAUUUUCAAUUAAUUAAAGAUUUUUAAAUAUUUGUUUUAAUUAUGCUCAAUAUAUUUCUUUAAACUUUUAAUGUGUGGCACAAGACACACAACAUUUACAUAAAAAAAAAAAAAGUUGAAGAAAAAGUAAUUUACAAAAAGAAACAAGAAAAUUUAAGUAAAUUAAAUGUAUUAGAAAAUGUUUAGUAUGUAACGACGCGUGUUAAUGUAAGAUAAUUAAUUUAAAGAACAUGAUACACUUAUAAUUAUAUUGAAAAUUAAAACAGGUACACAUACGUAUAAAGAACUUCAAUUUGUUGCUGUAUAAAAAUCAUUACUUAAAUGUUGGGCUACAUUUUUUUGAAUUAAUAAUUUCUUAUUGAGCUUUAACUUUUAUUUUGCACUGUAAAAUUACAUAUUACCUGAAGAAAAAUUGUUUGUAGUCCAUUUAUUAUAACUCUGCCCACCAUGAAUACAUUUGGUAUUUGUUUAAUAUGUAUUUAUAUUGUAGCUUUAAUUUUAAGCAUAUGUUUAUUUAAUAUUUACCACAAACUGAGUUCUGAAUACCAAACACAUGUAGGAAACCCCCGAGAAAAUACUUGAAUAGUGCUUUACACAACAAAUUUUCCAAAUGUGUCCGCAGUGAGACAAACGCUUACCGCUUAUAUCUUUAUAUACAUAUAAACAAAAGAAAAAUAACCAAAAAAAAAAAACCAAACCAAAAUAAAUCGAAAAGAAAACGAAACUUGAGAGAACACGCAGCAAUUUGCUUAGGCACCAAAAAGCUACAAAAUCACACACAAAAAAAGAACGAAACAAGUCAAAACCCAAAAACUAAACAACACAAUAGAAUAGUACUUAUAAGAUGGCAAAUCAUAUUGUAUGUAGAAACCACAAUUUAAAAGUAAUUAUAUUAUGUAGAGUUACGAGAUACAUAGAAGGCAUAGCUCAAAAUGAUGGCAAACUCUUACGGCACUUACCCAAACGUACUUCUAUAAUAUUUCUAAGCCCAACUAAGCAAAGCUUACCACGCAAACCCCACAACAAUUGAACCGUGUAAUUGGAUGCUAUGAGAGACAUUUAUAAAAUCAAUUUUGUAAAACGUUGACAGAAAAUGCAAAAAAUGAAAACAACAGAAAAUAAAAAGGAAACAAAUGCGAGCACAAAAUGCAUACUAUAAUAUAAUCAUACCCGCAAAAAUAAGAAAACCAAAAAUUCAAUUUGUGUCCACAAUCAAACUUCAAUUCGUCUAAAGUGCAUACAAUAAUUAAAAAAAAAAAAAAGAAA